AUGGCCCUCUCCAAGGAUGAUCGUCGGAGAUCCUUGCCCGACGUCCAAGCAUUUGAUGCGGCGACAGCCAAUGUUGAUGACAUUGUGGCUGCUCUGAUUGUGGCGGGCGGUUGCGUGCUCAAGGGCGCUGUGGCACAGGACGACCUCGCCCAGAUCGAGAAAGAUACGCGUAUUUGUAUCCUUGGCGACAAGGCCUGGGGCGGAGACUUUUUCCCAAAGGAAACUAAGCGCGUCAUGGGCCUCAUUGGCAAGUCGCCCACCUUCACAAGGGCUAUUGUGCAGAGCCCCCUGGCCGUGGCCGCCGCCGAGAAGAUUCUCACGUCGACGUACAGCUGCUGGGUUGGGGAUGAGUGGAAGACAUUUGUGAGCAAGCCACAGCUGAACAACACCAUCAUCUUCAGCAUCGCUCCCGGGGCGCGUAACCAGGAACUUCAUCGCGACGAUAUGAUCCACCAUAACCCGGUUCGCCAACGUACCGCUGCCGACUAUAAGAUUGGCGACGACACGGGCGUCGGCUAUUUUGUCGCCGGGAAAAAGGCCACCAAGGAUAACGGCGUCACGCGCUUCAUUCCUGGUUCUCACCUCUGGGGCCAGACCACGCCACCAGACGAGAGCCUGACUUUCUACGCUGAGAUCGAGGCUGGCGACGCCUUCCUCUUCCUGUCUAGCUGCUACCAUGGCGGCAGUGCAAACAAGACGGCAGACCAGGAGCGAUUGAUGUAUAGUUGUUUUUACACAAAAGGUUUCCUUCGGCAGGAGGAGAAUCAGUAUCUGUCGGCGCCAUUUGAGGCCAUCAAGGGCAAGUACGAUCAGCCGACAUUGGAGCUUCUGGGCUAUAACUUGAGCCCUCCUUUCAUGGGAUGGGUGGAGAUGAAGCAUCCGUUGGAGUUUCUUACAGGGACAGAGUCUUUCAAAGAUCUAUACUAA
Messenger RNA from Clonostachys byssicola, 927 nucleotides. Lineage: Eukaryota; Fungi; Ascomycota; Sordariomycetes; Hypocreales; Bionectriaceae. The record is from the annotation of a GenBank genome assembly.